Carassius auratus (goldfish) is the source of this 2331-nucleotide messenger RNA. RefSeq names its product visinin-like protein 1. NCBI's taxonomy places the organism in Eukaryota, Metazoa, Chordata, Actinopteri, Cypriniformes, Cyprinidae. The coding region runs from base 296 to 871 and encodes 191 amino acids. The record is from RefSeq and is a predicted model, not a curated record. The transcript has 4 exons. Gene Ontology annotation, molecular function: calcium ion binding.
AAGAGCGCACACCACAGCAAAGCUCGCGGAGCCCUGUGAACACACACGAGAUGGGUUGGUGGGGAUGAACAUAGACACAGACCGACGCUGAGCUCUAUUGUAUAUAGCGUCACAUCACCUCGAGCGCUGCGCGUGGACUGUCCUCGCUGCAGUCGUCACUGCGUCUCUGCUUUGCGCCCCAAAGAAAGCUUACCGCAGCUGUCAGCCUAUUAGUGAGCACUUUUAUCGCGUUUACCUUUUACAGUCGCCCGAAGCAGGAAUCGCCAGACCUCCCUUUGGUUUUCCUUUCGACACCAUGGGGAAACAGAACAGCAAGCUGACCCCUGAGGUAAUGGAGGACCUGGUGAAGAACACAGAAUUUAAUGAACAUGAACUCAAACAGUGGUACAAAGGCUUCCUGAAGGAUUGCCCCAGUGGCCGACUUAACCUGGACGAGUUCCAGCAGCUGUAUGUUAAGUUUUUCCCUUAUGGUGAUGCCUCAAAGUUUGCUCAACACGCUUUCAGAACCUUUGACAAGAAUGGAGAUGGCACCAUCGACUUCAGAGAGUUCAUCUGUGCCCUUUCCAUCACAUCACGAGGCAGCUUCGAACAGAAACUCAACUGGGCCUUUAACAUGUACGACCUGGACGGAGACGGCAAAAUCACACGAGUUGAGAUGCUCGAGAUCAUUGAGGCAAUCUACAAGAUGGUGGGGACUGUUAUCAUGAUGAAGAUGAAUGAGGACGGCUUGACGCCCGAGCAGCGGGUCGACAAAAUCUUCAGUAAGAUGGAUAAGAACAACGAUGAUCAGAUCUCAUUGGAAGAGUUCAAAGAAGCAGCAAAGGGUGACCCGUCCAUUGUAUUGCUGCUGCAGUGUGACCUGCAAAAAUGAGCGUCUCAGAAAAGAGCCAGGGACUGCACAAAUGAUUAAUGUUCCAUUCAGUUUGCAGCUAUUUCCACUGAUAAAAAAAAAAUUGCUUGGACUACCUUUCAAUGAAUCCGCUUCCUGUGUUUGAAACACUUGUGUGCAUGAGAAUGGUCUUUGCUAACGAAUUUCACAUAUGCCCCCACAAGAACACCUUUGCACACACAAAUUCUCUCUCUCUCUCUCUCUCUCUCACACACACACACACACACACACAUACAGAACAUGCCAUGCACAAAUAGAAUUUCUGAAUAUAUUAUAUGGAUAUUAAUAUACAUAUAUAUAUUGACUGGUCAAAAUUAACUGCAAAAUAUAAAGAGUGUGCAAAGUACCUUCUGAAUCCACUGGAGCUUGCGCAUCACUGAUGUGCUGUAUUAAAUCCAGCUACUAUUUAUUGUACUGAUGCUAGCUAUGUGUACCAUAUACUGCAUAAUGUCAACCGAAUCGAUUCUUAUGGUAAUCGAAACUGUUCCGGGUUUACCCACUCGUCUGGAUGGACAAAAAGAUAAGCUUAUGUCCACUGAACUUUUCCCUUCAAAUGUGCUUGUACUGUUGGUGAAUAUAAAUGUAGUUUAUUUGCAUGCCAUUAGGUUUGCCUUAAGAGUACUUCCCUCAUUUGCAUCCUGCAUAAUGAAUGAUAACACGCCUUAUUUAGAAGAAACAUUAGAGAUCUGAAAUAGAAUUAGAUGGUUAAUUCAUUGGUUUUGAGAAGGUCUGUGAUGCAUUGAUGGGAAAAGGCUAGUUUACUACACCUUCUAUGUCUAGCAUGUACAUCACAUGAGAGGGAUUCAGUGUGGCCGAAUGUAAUCUCUGAGAAUAAUUCAGCAGCUGAUAGCAUAUAUUCAUUCUCAUGGUGGAAAUAUUAUGCCAUAAAAAAUAUUCCCAUAUAAAACCUACAAGCUGUGCAGUUUCAGAAUGUCAUCAAAUGUAAUAAAAUUGCAUAUCAGUGUGCAAAUUUAUGUGGGGCCUGUGCAUGGAAUGAAUUUAUAAAAAUCAUUUUUGGGUUUAAAGUGAUAUAAAAUCUAGACAGCCAAGAUGUCCAAGACUGUAUUUAUUUCUACUUUUUACAUAAUGGUUUUAAAGGUGAACUCCACCUGAGGGUUUCAAAGGUUAACCCUAAAGUGAUUACUUUUUAAAUCCUGACAUGUGCACCAACUGCACAUUUUGAGCACCGACUCGAUUUCUAAAUAUGCACUUUUCUGUGCUCCAUUUGAAAGUACAUUCUGCCAGUGUCAAGAGCUUUACACAAGCAUAAUCUUGGUCAUUGUAAUGUUUACCUAGGCACUGCUCCAAAUUCAUGGCAAACUUUUCCAAUUUAAAAGUUAUUUUGUACAUGUAGCAUGUAUUGUGCCCCUGAUGUCAUGGCUGCUCUACUUCUUGUGUUGUGGUUUAAACUAAUAAAAGAAUACAAGGGAUUUUUUCCUCAA